AUGGCUAUCGAAGCAACAAAGCAGGCCGGAAAGUCAAUGGUGGUUAUAAAGAGAAAUACCACCCUACGAAAUUCAAGAUGUCAGUUUGCAAAAAGCACUAGUGAUCCCCGCAAAGGACGGAGGGAUCUAGAUCCUUUUCAAAUUGCGAAAGAUCAUGUGAAUGGAGAAGACAACUUUGUCGAACAUUGUCGGGGUACUGUUCAUGUCAAAUUUCAAACCCGAUGUUCUCAUGGCGAGUUCAUUGUUAUAGGAGAUGGACAAUUCAAGACGAGGUUUAAGGGAAAUAUUAAGUCUUCCUUGAUCUUUCUUUCAUUGAAAGGGGUGGAUCAAAAGAAACUCGCCGAGGCGAAGAUCUCGUUGAACCUGACAGCAAAACCCAUUGCGGAAGAGUCUCAUCGUGUAAUUCAUCCUGCAGCUUCCGAUACAGCAAUGCAACUCUCUAUUGUAGCUUCACAAUCAAGCACCGCUACCAAAUUGAAGAACGCGGUUAUGCCUGUCAGCAUCGGCAGUAUCAAACAUUGGCCAGAAGUAGAUGUGUCCAUAGAAGCCCCCGCAGAUUGCGUUGCCAGAGGUGUGGAAUAA
Botrytis porri is the source of this 582-nucleotide messenger RNA. RefSeq lists its product as uncharacterized. The transcript has 4 exons. NCBI's taxonomy places the organism in Eukaryota, Fungi, Ascomycota, Leotiomycetes, Helotiales, Sclerotiniaceae. The record is from RefSeq and is a predicted model, not a curated record. Bases 1 to 582 code for a protein of 193 amino acids.